GGGCGGCGCGCGCGGCCUGUGGGUCUCGGCGCGCGGCAGCGGCAGCGGCAGCAUGGAUGCCAUGGAGCAUGCACAGUUUAUGAAACAAGCUGGGAAUCAGGAUUUUAAAAACGGAAAUUACUCUUUGGCCAUCAGAAAGUACGAUCAAGCUUUACAUACGCUCAUUUGUUUGAGGCAAUGGAUCCCGUGUUCCAGAGACAUAGCUGUGUUACACUGCAACAAAUCAACUGCCUUAUACAGUCUUGGUAAAUGGAGAGAAGCAGCUUUUUCAGCCUAUGAGAGCUUACGGUGGGAUCCAGAGUAUGUUAAGGCUUAUUAUAGAGCUGGCCACUCACUGAUCAUGUUGUCAAACUCUUUUGAGGCAGUUUCUGCAUUUUAUAAGGGUUUGAGUCUUCUGAAUGCUUCUGCAGAUCCAUCUCAAGUUGCUGAUUUUGUAGCGGGAAUCUUCAUAAGUGUCAAUGAUGAAAGAAUCCUUCCACCGACUUACUUCCAGGCUCUUACUUAUAUUUUCAGUGCAAAGUUCGAUGCACUGAUUUGGCAAACGGUGAUAGAAAAGUUGGCCCAGAAAGGAAAGUGGCGGUCUUGUCUGCUUCUGUUCUCUGAGAAGAGAGAAUUGCCCACAAAUCUCAGAGUCAAGCAGUUAUCACUGAAGAAUCUCUUUGAGACUUACGAGUUUUGUGGGCUUGAUAACAGGAUGCAGCAAGUCACAGAAUUAGUCAAAUGGCUAAUUUCCAUUGGGGCAAAAGUUGAAACCAUUGGAACAUGUCCACUUCAUGCAGUUAUCAGACUGUGUAUCAAAGCAAAAAGGAACCAUCUUUUCAGCUGGUUACUAGCGCAGAAGCCACACUUGAAAGAUAAGAUUAACCAGCAAGACAGAGAUGGAUGCACUGUCCUACAUGUUGUGGCAUCUAGUGAAUAUUCCCGGAAAUGUAAUCAAACAGAAGAUGUUGUCAUGCUUCUGAAUUUUGGGGUUGAUCCCACCAUUCCAGAUGCACGGUCAAGAUAUGUCAUAGAUAUCUUGAAAAAGAAUAAAAACUUCAAUGCUGUCAAAGCAGUCAGCAUUCACAUUGAGAAACAUACUUCAUCUGAGGAAUUGUCAGGGGGAGGUGAAAGCAGAGCUGUAUCUGAUGCAGAGUCUCUCCUGGAUGCUCUUCAACAGUUCCUCCAGUUCUGCAGGCCUGAAAAUGGAGCACAUCAUAAAAAUUUAUUGAAGGAAGGCAUGGUUCAGGGAUUUCUGAAACGGCUCUCUACUGUGAAAGAAAUUCCUGAAGGGAUGGUUUGUGACAUCUCCCAUGCCUGUGCUAACAACUUUAUAAAACAGUUAUUAGAGAAGCAAAUGUGGCAUGAAGUUUUGCUGUUGCUAACAGGGAAAACCACUGGGGAAAAGGCGUCAGGUGGAGGACUCUUCAAAGACUGCAGUCUUUCAGAUGUUGACAUUGGCAGCGUUAUUCAUCAGUGUGACAGACUGGAUGAACCUGUGCAUCUCAUAAGAUGCUUGAUAGAAAGAGGAGCUUUGCCAGAUGGGAUUAGAACUGACUCUGAAAUACCAUUGCAAAUAUGCCUGAAAAAGAACCAUUUUGAACUGGUGCAUUUGCUGCUGAGCAAAGGUGCAGAUCCUCGAAAUGUCUCCAUGGCACAAGGAGAUACUCCCUUACAUGCUGCAGUUUCCAUCUGUUUAGAUAAAAGAGACAGCACUGGUUUAGACAUCCUGAACUAUCUGCUUGAUCUAUUUGCUUCAAGACCCUCAGACUUUCCAUAUCUUAAUCCAAACAUCCAAGAUGAGAAUGGAAAUACAGUGAUGCAUAUUAUUUUUCAGAGAGGAUUGUCAAAGCUGGCUAAGAGAAUAAUGGAUUCAUUAGCAAAAUUUGAUAUUAACUUUAAUAUAAAAAACAAAUUAGGAAGAGAUGUGAGGCAUAGAAUUAAAAAAAGUGACCCACUACUACUUGCCUGGAAUAAUGCUGUAUUGGAAAAGAAGAAGUAUUGGCAUGAUACAGCAGGGCAGUCGGUUAAAACACCUAAGCCUGUUCCAGCUUGUAACACUUCACAGCCAAAGAAUACAGGGUGUUCUUCAUCUGGGGCUUCAUUAAAGGCACCAUCUGGCAACUCAGCAUGUAAUGAUGUAAAAAUCCUGUGUUCUCUACAGACAAAAAAUGAUCAGCUGGCAGAGCAAGAAACAGAAAUAAUAAAUAGCCCGUUAACUCUGCAUGAAAGUCUAGUGCAGGCAAUCACAGCUUUAAUUCAGCAACUGAAGUUGGGUGACACCCUGAGAAAAGAUGAUUCUCUAGUAAAAAAGCCUUCUUCAGCCCAGACUAACUUGGAAGGGGAAAAAAGUGAGUCCACACAACCUUGUGGAAGUGUAGCUUGUGCUGAAGGAAAAGAGGAUGAUCUUGAGAAAAAGAAGGGAGCAGGAGAGGGGCAUGCUGAAUUUAAAAUGGAUCUGCCUCAUGGAGGGAAGGAAGAAACAGUGGAAGAGUAUGAGAAGAUUCAGGACAUUGAGACAUAUGUGCAGGAGUUUGAUAACAUGACGUGGGAAAUAGAGUGCACUCCGGAAACACUGAAGACUUUGCGCAGCAAAGCAGUACCUCAUUAUCUGAAAACCAAAACUAUAAUGACAAUUAAGCAUCUUGGCAAUGGGGAAUGGACCAGGGCCCUUCAAAAGCCACUCAAACAUUUGAAAUCCGAUAUCCAACUGUAUGAAGCGAAGUUGGGCAAAGGUGAAAGAAUGCUGUGGGAACUUGCAAUAGACUUUUCUCCUCGUUGCAGUGAGAGUGCAGAAAAGAUCAUGGAGACAGAACAGUCAAAAAGUCGUCCAGAAAAGUCUGGAAGAGUUUACACCGAAAUAAUCAGAAUUUGGGCCAUUGUUCUGGACCACUGCAAGCUGGACCGUGUCUUAGAUAAUAUAUGUAUUUCCUACAACCGUGGUUUGUCCUGUGUCCUGAGGAAAAAGCUCAAGGGCAUAAAUGAAGGACAUCAGACCUAUAAUGUGAAAACACAGAAGCGCGUUCCACGUUGUUAUAUUGAAGACACAGAGGCAGAAAAAACAAAAGAACAUACCAUACCUGAGUAUUUCCCACCAGCCAGUGCAGUGGAAAUGGAAUAUAAUAUAAUGAAGUUUCACAGCUUCAGUACUAACAUGGCAUAUAACAUUAUAAAUGAUAUACAUUCUGCUGUUGAAUACCCCUUCCGAGUUGGGGAGUUAGAAUAUGCAGUAAUUGACCUCAAUCCAAAGCCCAUUGAACCAAUCAUUUUAAUUGGGCGAAGUGGGACAGGGAAGACAACUUGCUGCUUGUACAGGCUGUGGAAGAAAUUCCAUUCAUACUGGGAAAAAUCCACCUUGGCAAAAGGUCCUCUACUGGAAAGGCAAACAUGGCAGCAAAGGCAGUGCAGUGAAGUUGAAAAAGCUAAAUUGGAGAAGGAAGAGAAUGAUGAAAAAGAAGAGAGUGAUGAUGCUAGUGAGGAGCAGGUCAGUGACGAGCAAGAACCAGACAGUGGCGAUGAAGAGGUUCCUGCAGGCACAACUGGUGGAGAAACAAAUCCUUCUGAGGACUGUGAAGAAGAGAAAGUGCAAAGCACAGAAGCAUCAGACAGACUGGAACACUUGCACCAGAUCUUUGUGACAAAAAAUCCUGUCUUGUGUCAAGAAGUUCAGAAAAAUUUCAUUGAACUUAGCAAAUCUUCUAGGGUAACCAGUCACUUCAAGCCUCUGGAGCCAAAUAUUCACAAACUACAAGAUGUUAAAGAUGAAAAUUUCCCACUGUUCAUCACCUCCAAGCAGUUGUUGCUGUUACUGGAUGCAUCCAUGCCUGACCCGUUUUUUCUGAGGAAUGAGGAUGGAACCCUUAAAAGAACUGUUGUUGGUUGGAGUCCCCAGGAAGACUUGGUUAUACCAAAUUGGCAAGAAGAGGAUGAAGAAGGUAAUGCUGAAGGAGAACAUGGUGAUGAUGAAGGAGCUGCAGGUGUAUACUCUAGGGAAAGAGAUCCUCGGACUUUCGUUACUUAUGAUGUGUUUGCUAAUGAAAUAUGGCCAAGAAUGAUAAAAGGUAAAAGCUUGUACAAUCCUGCACUCGUGUGGAAAGAAAUAAAAUCAUUUUUGAAAGGCUCUUUUGAGGCACUGAGCUGCCCUGGGGGUAAACUUACUGAGGAACAGUACAAAAAAUUAGGCCGGAAAAGAUCGCCAAACUUCACAGAAGACAGGAGUGAAAUCUAUCACCUCUUCUGUCUUUAUCAGCAGAUAAGAUCACAGAGAGGUUACUUCGAUGAAGAAGAUUUACUGUAUAAUUUAUCUCAAAGACUGUCAAAGUUCAAGGAGCUGCCGUGGUCCAUUCAUGAGUUUUAUGGUGAUGAGAUUCAGGAUUUCACUCAGGCUGAGCUAGCACUGUUAAUGAAAUGCGUCAAUGACCCUAAUGCCAUGUUUCUGACUGGUGACACCGCCCAGAGCAUAAUGAAAGGCGUUGCUUUUCGUUUUAGUGAUCUGAGGUCACUGUUUCAUUUUGCGAGCAAGAGCUCUGUGGACAAGAAGCAGCGUAUUAGAAAACCAAAAAGGAUAUAUCAGCUCUACCAGAAUUACAGAUCUCAUUCAGGUAUUCUCCGUCUUGCCUCUGGAGUGGUUGAUUUGCUGCAGUACUAUUUCCCAGAAUCUUUUGAUCGGCUUCCUAAGGACUGUGGUCUCUUCGAUGGACCAAAGCCUACAGUCUUGGAGUCCUGCAGUGUUAGUGACCUGGCAAUUCUACUGAGGGGCAACAAAAGGAAAACACAACCGAUAGAAUUUGGAGCACAUCAGGUGGUAUUAGUUGCAAAUGAGAUGGCCAAGGAGAAGAUACCUGAGGAACUCAGUUUAGCACUUGUGCUGACAGUUUAUGAAGCAAAAGGCUUGGAAUUUGAUGAUGUCCUCCUCUACAAUUUCUUCACAGAUUCUGAGGCUUACAAAGAAUGGAAGAUCAUUUCUUCUUUUGCACCCAGUUCGGAUGUGAAAGUAGAAAGCAAACUGCUAAUUGAAACACCUUUAGAGGAUGUUACUGCUACACCAAAGAGGCCUCCUCCUUUUAAUGUAGAAAUGUACAAGAUGCUGAAUGGAGAACUAAAGCAACUGUAUACUGCCAUUACCAGAGCCAGGGUUAAUCUUUGGAUCUUCGAUGAAAACAGAGAUAAGCGGGCUCCAGCUUUUAAAUAUUUCAUCAAAAGAGAAUUUGUUCAGGUUGUCAAAACAGAUGAAAAUAAAGACUUGGAUGACAGCAUAUUUGUUAAAACCUCAACUCCAGAAGAAUGGAUUGCACGGGGAGACUACUUUGCUAAACAUCAGUGCUGGGAGGUAGCAGCCAAAUGUUACCAAAAGGGAAGAGCAGCAGAGAAGGAGAAGCUGGCCCUGGCACAUGAUGCUGUUCUUAAAGUGCGCUCCAAGAAAUGCAGCCCCAAGGAAAAACAGAUGGAAUAUAUGGCAUUGGCAAAAACUUACUUGGAAUGUGGAGAACCAAACCUAUCGCUAAAAUGUCUGUUUCAGUCAAAGGAGUUCCGGCUUUGUGCAGAACUGUGUAAAAAAUUAGGAAAGAUGAAAGAUGCUGCAGUUUACUAUCAGAAAAGCCAGUGCUACAAAGAAGCAUCCAGAUGUUAUGAACAAAUUGAGGAAUUUGAUCUAGCAAUUAAGAUGUAUUGUCAGGAGGAGCUCUAUGAGGAAGCAGCUAAGGCUGUUGAAAGAUAUGAAGAGAUAUUAAGUACAAAAGGACAAAUGGUUUCCAAACUCUCGUGCACAGCAAAUCAGUUUUAUUUGGAAGCAGCUGCAAGGUACUUGAAUGCAAACAGAACUGAGGAAAUGAUGCGAGUCCUCUCAAAACUUGACAUAGAGGACCAGCUUGAGUUUUUGAAGUCUCGUAGAUGCUUGCACCAAGCAGCAGUCCUAUUGAAAAAUGAAGGUCGAGAGGAGGAGGCUGCAAAAUUAAUGAAGCAACACGGGUUUGCUCUGGAAGCAGCGAACCUCACAUCUAUAAAGGAGUUUCGUGCAUCAUGUUUGCUUGCUGCGGCUCGUGCUGGUGCAACUCCAUCUUCAGAAUCAGAACUUGCAGAUAGAGAGGUCAUCCUAAGAGAAGCCCUUGAACUUUAUGAACAAACCAGACAAAAAUGUGGCAUUGCAGAAGCUCUGUUUUUGCAAGGAGCUCUGAAGGGAGACUUUGCAAAGCUGAAAAGUGCUUACUGUCAGUUCCUGUCUCUAAAUCACUCUGCUGGGGCAGUGGAAGCCCUCUUUGUAUUAUCUCGUUGCAACGCUCCAAGCCAGGACAUCCUGUUUUUGGCAACGUGUGGCUUAAUGGCUCUUCUAAGACUGGUUAGGGGGUUGAAGAAAGCAGCCACCAAUGCAGAGAAAGAUAUGGUGAAGUCAUGCUUCGCCUAUUUUGGGAUUGUGCCAACAGGUGACAGUUGUUGCCAGGUGUCUCAAAAUGAAGCCAAACCUAUUCUCAAGUUUCUGUCAGACAACCCACGUCUAAGAGAGAGGAAGACAAAAGAUGACUUCUCAGUAAGAACAGAGGAGAUUAAAUCUGCUUUGAAGCAGCACUUGUUAAGCAGGUUGUAUUCUAUCACCCAUGAGUUACUGAGCAAGCAUUACCCUGAUAUUUGUUUGAAGUUCAUUGCCGGGUUGAACUGUGAAGAUAAAACCUGUAAGGAUUUCCACAGACCUUUGUUGCGCCAUGAAGCAAAGAUCAUAUUGCAGUGUAAAAUGCAUCUGGCAGCAAUAAACGGACUGGUGUUGGAAGCCACAAGGAUUUUCCCUAAAGAGAUACUGAAUCAGUACAAAGUCUUUGAUGACAUUUUGACUGCUGACAAAUAUGCAUCAUGUAAAGCCCUUCUAGAAAUGUUUUUUCCUAAACAUUUCCAUUUGAGAAUACUGUCUGAAAACCCAAAGGCAUGCAAAGAAAUACUGGAAUUUAGUAACAUUCUUUCCAAACCCUGUAGAGCAGUGUUAAAGGAGUACAUCACAUUUAAGUUUAAAAAUGAAAAUGCUAGAGCCAGAAGAGAAUCAACUGACUUAUGGCUAAGUGCCAUGGAAGUUUUCAUCUUAUCUUCAGGAUAUCCUGAGGAAUUUGAGAAACUUCUUUUUAAGGAAGAGGAAGAUUACAACAAAGACCUAAACCUUGCAUUUUCAAAGGUGAAAAACUCCCCAAAGAGUGAAUGCCAAAGAAGAAAGAUCAAAGGAAUAGAUGGCAGACAUGGUAUGUUGCUACCUGACAAAAAUGCUGAAAAUGCAGGAAGAAUGCACUUGUGCUUCAUUCGACUUCUUGAAAAUUCACUUGAGCAAUUUUAUGUUUAUAAGAACCCAGAAGACUGUAAAUGGUUGUUUUUCCGUUUUAUGAAUGUCCUGGUCAGGAAAUGUACUAGAUACCUGAUUCCAAACAUACACAACACAGUGAUGCUGUUGGAAUUCCAGUAUAUUCUCUCUUGUGCUGUCCUGAUGCAUCUCUUCAAGAACAUUACUCUGUGCCUUCCAAAGAGCUACAUUGCUCUCAUUCAUUAUUGGGACUUUUUGUUCAGAAACAGAGAUCGUAAUAAAGAACUUGGGGACACAUUUUCCAUUAUACAGGAGUACAGACCAAAGGACAUAUAUGCAGCUGCACAGAAUUUCAGAUUUCAUCUCUGUUAUCUUGCAGAAGUUUUGUGUGGAGUUUAUGGGAACUUCAAUGUUAUUCUGGAUGCUUUUGAGGAUCUCGACUGCAUAACUUCAGGGGAGGCUGAGCGGACUGUAGUGUUGUGCUUAGUGAUGUUACUGAAUGCUGAUCAGGUGCAUAUUUCAAAAUGUAAAUCUCUCUUAUGCCAGCACUUCCCUGAAAUAAAGGCGAUACUGAGAUCAAUGAGAAAAAAUUCUCCCUCUAAAGUGCCUGAAAGGUUGCUAAAGAUUGUGGAACAAGUGAGUGAUGCUACACACGUAAGAGACAUCGCUGAAGGCCUGCAAGAGCUGCUGACAGAGCGAGAUGCAGAGUACUUAGUUGACUGUCGAUGGAAGUGGGACUCUGGGUAUACUCAGGGACAUCCACCCAUACGGGGCAUCCUCUAUGAAACCAUAAACCUUGACAGGUUUGUGACUCCUUUGGAUAACACAGAAUAUGCUGGUGAGAUAGAAGAGGAACUUGAAAGGGAUCGAUGUCUAGCAGACAGAAAGGAUCCCUUGGAAGUCAUUGCACUCAGCAAGCAACAGAAGCAAGAGCAGAAAGCAUCUGCACAACGGCAGGUGCGUCAUGUCUUCCAAUUUGUCUAUCUGUGCAUGAAGUGGAAAAGGAAGACAUGCUCCAAAAUGGAGCCAGUUGCAAUGGAAGGAGAGGAAUUUUUAUCAGAGAUCUUCAAAAAAGCAGAUAUUGACCAAACCCAGUGUGACCUCUGUGGAGUCAGGUUUAUUCAGAGUCCUGAGAACUAUUUCAGCCGGACAGAAAACAUGGAGGUAGAUGCUUCUGAAGCUGUGACACCAACAGAGAUAAGUGUGGAAGGAAAGUUGCAUGUGGAAGACAAUGCAAUUUCUGUGGCCAGUGAGGCUUACAAAGAGCACAGGAACACAGAUGAACACAGAAAUAAUACUGCUGCCUACAAAUACUACGCUGACUUUUUCAGAAGAAAGGUAGACACGAUAAUAUAUGAUGGACUGGAAGUAGUGAAGGCUAUUAAAGAAAAGACUUACACCCAAGAUCAUCUGGCGUAUAAGGAAGGUUCCAAGUUGCACCAAAGAAAAAUCAAAGAGAAUAUUAAGAAGAUUUCAAAUGCAGUAGAGGAAAUCUAUGAGAAAAAAGGCUGGGCUGAAGCUGAAGAAGUAAUGACCCAACAUGCCAACAAAUUGUCUGCCACCGUUGAUGAGGCUCAUAAGUGGUUGAAGAAAAUGGACUCAUAUAGGGUAAAGGAAGAAGGCUUUGCCCACGAUAGAGACUUGGAAAAUGAAGUAGAAGAUGAAAGCAUGGCUUUUGAAGAACUUAUGUAUAAAAAAUCCUUGAGAAGAAAAGGAAGAUAUAGGAAAUGGUAACUAGAAAUAAAAUGUGGUGGUUAUUCUAUCCUCUAACAAUAUAAUUUUACAAUAGAGUAUUAAAAAUAUUUAAAAAAAAUAAAAGAAUGGGAUCAGAAAUGGGAAGAGUCUGAAGAAAAAUAGCAACUUAAGAAAUUGUUUUUUAUUACUUGUAUUCAGUCAGAAUAAUUACCUGUCACAAUUGUUAAAACCUAUGACAGGAUAAAUUUCCUUUCAAACAAGUGUGGUAACUUGAAAGUAAUAAAAAGCCAAAGAGUAGAUUUUUACUUAAUCAAGUAGGAAAAAGUAAUCAUGUUUCUGCCUUAUCUCAGGGGUAUUUUUCUUUUUAGUGUUCUUUUUUUUCGCCCUGUUAAUUUACGUCGUCAUUCUGAGCUGGAAUACUCAGAAAAAGAAGAUAAAUUUCUCCAAUUUUAAGAGGUUUUAAUUGAUGGUUUUAUAUAAUCAUUGUAAACCUACUGUCUUCUGAAUCUGAGUUAUGUCUGGAAGGUUUUGAGUCUUAAGGUAGGAUACAUAGAGUAUUUCUCUUAUUUUAAUUUUAUAGACAAGAAUGGUCAUUUCUGAAUACAUUCAUGUUUUUCAACAGUGUACAUACUUCAAAUUGGAUAAGUAUGAAA
Messenger RNA from Rhea pennata, 9600 nucleotides. RefSeq names its product tetratricopeptide repeat and ankyrin repeat containing 1 (gene TRANK1). Lineage: Eukaryota; Metazoa; Chordata; Aves; Rheiformes; Rheidae. The transcript has 24 exons. Bases 53 to 8986 code for a protein of 2977 amino acids. Gene Ontology annotation, molecular function: protein binding; ATP binding. The record is from RefSeq and is a predicted model, not a curated record.